Molecule: messenger RNA, 945 nt
Organism: Chrysochloris asiatica (Cape golden mole)
Lineage: Eukaryota; Metazoa; Chordata; Mammalia; Afrosoricida; Chrysochloridae
Product: olfactory receptor 52B4-like
Exons: 1
Coding region: 1-945 (314 amino acids)
Biological process (GO): G protein-coupled receptor signaling pathway
Cellular component (GO): membrane
Molecular function (GO): G protein-coupled receptor activity; olfactory receptor activity
Source: RefSeq, a predicted model, not a curated record
AUGGCCACCUUGAACCACACUUGGGUUAGCCACAAAGUCUUUUACUUGCUGGGCAUCCCUGGCCUAGAGGACCAGCACAUGUGGAUUUCCAUCCCCUUCUUCAUUUCUUAUGUCAUCGCCCUGUUUGGGAACAGCUUACUUAUCUUCAUCAUCCUGACCAGGCACAGCCUCCAUGGACCUAUGUACCUUUUCCUCUGUAUGCUGUCUGGAACAGAUAUUGUCCUUGCUACCUGUACAGUACCUCAGACAUUGUCCAUCUUUUGGUUUGGUGCUGGGGAGAUAUCCCUGGGUCGCUGCAUCACUCAACUCUUCUUCAUCCAUUCCACCUUCAUUUCUGAGUCAGGGAUCUUGCUAGUGAUGGCAUUUGAUCGCUACAUUGCCAUAUGCUACCCACUGAGAUACACGACUAUACUAACAAACAGCCUGAUUGGGAAAAUUGGUGUUACUAUCUUUCUAAGAAGUUAUGGCACAAUUUUCCCUGUAAUAUUUCUUUUGAAGAGACUGACUUUUUGCAGAAAUAACAUUCUUCCACACACUGGUUGUGAGCACAUUGGCUUGGCAAGAUAUUCCUGCGAUGACAUCCAUGUGAACAUCUGGUAUGGUUUUUUCGUCCUAAUGUCAACAGUGGUCUUAGAUAUUAUGUUAAUUUUUAUUUCAUAUAUGCUUAUUCUUCGUGCUGUCUUCCACAUCCCUUCCAAAGAUGCUCUCCACAAAGCUCUCAACACAUGUGGCUCCCAUGUCUGUGUCAUCAUCCUCUUUUACGGGCCAGGUAUCUUCUCCGUCCUCACUGAAAGGUUUGGAAGCCACAACUUACCCCAUAUUCAUGUCCUGCUAGCCAAUGUCUGUUUUCUGGCUCCACCAAUGCUAAAUCCCAUCAUAUAUGGAAUCAAGACCAAACAGAUUCGAGACCAGGUGACUCAUAUGUUGUUUUCAAAAGUUUUAUAA